Molecule: messenger RNA, 1191 nt
Organism: Fusarium keratoplasticum
Lineage: Eukaryota; Fungi; Ascomycota; Sordariomycetes; Hypocreales; Nectriaceae
Product: Cyclin N-terminal domain-containing protein
Exons: 2
Coding region: 1-1191 (396 amino acids)
Biological process (GO): mitotic cell cycle phase transition; regulation of cyclin-dependent protein serine/threonine kinase activity
Cellular component (GO): centrosome; nucleus; cytoplasm
Molecular function (GO): cyclin-dependent protein serine/threonine kinase regulator activity
Source: RefSeq, a predicted model, not a curated record
AUGGCUUACUCUCACGAUGACGGCUCCUUCUUCGUCGAGUCCGAUGACCAUCACCCGAGAAUCUCUACUCAGGAGACAAUCAAGAUGCUCGCCCGCCAGCGCCAAGAUAUGAUUGCCGGCGAGCUCUCCCGGUUAGCGGCCGACGAGUACCUCGAGGAUAUCAUGCGGCACUUGCGACGGAUGGAGGAAGAGACUCUCCCCGAUGCUUCCCUCAUUGACAUGCAGCGCGAGAUCCAGUGGUUUAUGAGGCCCUACCUCAUCGACUUCCUCAUCGAGGCCCACGCCGCCUUCGCCCUCUUGCCCGAGACCCUGUUCCUCACCGUCAACCUCCUCGACCGGUACUGCUCCAAGCGAGUGGUUUACAAGCAACAUUACCAGCUUGUUGGAUGUGCCGCCCUCCUCAUCGCUGCCAAGUAUGGUGACAAGAAGGAUAGGGUGCCUCAGAUUCACGAGCUUAACAACAUGUGCUGCGGACUCUACGAUGCUGGAAUGUUUACUCAGAUGGAGAUGCAUGUUCUGAACACUCUCGACUGGACCAUAGGACACCCCACUGUCGACCUGUUUGCUCAACUCAUGGUGACGGAGGAGGGAGACGACCAGGAGGUUGAGCACAUGGCUGCCUACCUCUGCGAGAUCGCCCUGUACUACCGCGACUUUGUCUCUACCAAGCCCUCGAUGAUGGCUCGAUCUUCUCUCGCCCUCGCGCGUGCCAUCCUCGCCCGACCCGAAGUCAACGACGGAGAGUGGGAUCACACAGAGAACAUGACGCUGCUGACACUGUCGCACCACCUCCACCAGCCCUCGGCCACCCUCGCCCGCAAGUACUCGACCCCCAGCUACUCUCGAGUGUCUCAGAAGCUCGCCGAGUUCAUGGCUGAGCAGGCCGACCUCGCGCGUCGAGCUGCGAAUCCCACCACACCGCACGCCGAGCCCAUCAACAAGCACACCAGCAACAUCUACAGCACACCCCAAAAAGGCCACAGCGCCACGAUGGGGUUUGAUGGAUACCUGACUCCCCCUAUCACCCCUGAUAGCAACUCAUUAAUGAGCAACAACCACAACAUAGCCAAGGACUGCUACGGCCUGCCCCCUCGGUGCCCGGUAACACCAACCCCUCACCACCACGCCUCGGCGUAUGGGCAACAACAACAAUAUAACGGCUUCGUGAACCAACACGGCAUGAACCAAUAA